CCACCCAACGGUUCCCCUCAUCAAAAUAGGAACUCCACGACAAAUCUAAGUUACAUCCGGGGAAGGUCGUUUCUUUAUCACAAUAGUAACACCAGACCUACCAUUCGAUCAUACAACUUUUAUUCUCUCCCAGUCUAUUAGGAAUGACUUUUCAGUUACUUGAUCUGGUAGUUUACGACUUUUCAGCAAUAGAUAUGGGGUGGCUACUUGAGUUUCUUACGGGUAUGAUAAAGCCGGUGGCUGCCCUUGCGGUGGUGCUGAUGGCGGUCUCACUAUCCUUUAUGCAAAAGUUAGGUUUGGAAGGAGAGAUGAUCUAUUCUAUAUUUCGGGCGUUUCUUCAGUUAUCAAUUAUUGGAUUUGUUUUGCAAUUCAUUUUCAGUCAGGAUCGUAGCAUUUGGAUCAUUCUUGCUUAUUUUUUCAUGGUCUGUGUUGCUGGUUAUACAGCUGGUCAACGUGCUAAGCAUGUUCCUAGAGGAAAGUAUGUGGCGGGGAUUUCUAUCCUGGCUGGAACUGCAGUGACGAUGUUCCUUCUUGUUAUUCUCAACGUUUUCCCCUUCACUCCGCGAUACAUCAUCCCUGUUGCAGGAAUGAUGGUUGGCAAUGCAAUGACUGUCACCGGCGUUACAAUGAAACGACUCCGUGAUGACAUCAAAGUGCAGAUUAGCCUGGUAGAGACGGCAUUGGCACUUGGCGCAACUCCUCGCCAGGCCACACUUCAACAGGUGAAAAGGGCUUUAGUAAUUGCUCUUUCUCCUGUUUUAGAUAAUGCUAAAACAGUGGGUCUCAUUUCUCUUCCUGGUGCAAUGACUGGUCUUAUAAUGGGAGGAGCUUCUCCACUAGAGGCCAUUCAAUUACAGAUUGUGGUAAUGAACAUGCUUGUUGGCGCAUCAACUGUUAGUAGCAUCAUGUCAACGUACCUAUGUUGGCCUGCAUUCUUCACCCCUGCUUAUCAAUUAGAAACUAAAGUCUUCAACUCAGAUUGAUGGCUGAAGAUCGCUAAUGUAGAUUUUGUUUCCUCCUAGCUACAGCUAGUUGCCAUUUUCAACGAAUUCCUUAAAAAGGUUGAUUGGCACGUAGAAAUCAAUCCACUAGUUAUCUUACCUUUAUAUAUAUCUGGAUUGUAUAUGGUGUAUCGAGUAUUUCCGUUUUUGCUAUGAUUUGAUUUAGUGGAA
Jatropha curcas is the source of this 1172-nucleotide messenger RNA. RefSeq names its product aluminum sensitive 3 (gene ALS3). Lineage: Eukaryota; Viridiplantae; Streptophyta; Magnoliopsida; Malpighiales; Euphorbiaceae. Gene Ontology annotation, cellular component: plasma membrane. Gene Ontology annotation, biological process: response to aluminum ion. The record is from RefSeq and is a predicted model, not a curated record.